Molecule: messenger RNA, 978 nt
Organism: Aplosporella prunicola CBS 121167
Lineage: Eukaryota; Fungi; Ascomycota; Dothideomycetes; Botryosphaeriales; Aplosporellaceae
Product: carbohydrate esterase family 8 protein
Exons: 1
Coding region: 1-978 (325 amino acids)
Biological process (GO): cell wall modification
Molecular function (GO): pectinesterase activity
Source: RefSeq, a predicted model, not a curated record
AUGCCUAGCCUUCUUUCUAUCCUGGCCCUAGUCGGCUCGGCUCUCGCCAUCACCUCCCCCCCUUCGGGUGCCCUGACGGUCGGCUCCAACGGCACGUACAAGACGAUCCAGGAGGCGGUUGACGCGCUAGACACGUCGACGGCGACGGAGCAGAGCAUCUUCAUCUACGCGGGCACGUAUAAGGAGCAAGUCACGCUCCCUAAGCUCAAGGGCGGACUUAAGGUCUACGGCUACUCCAAGGACGACACCACCUACGCCGGCAACAAAGUCACCAUCACAGCGGGCCACAGCCAAAAGGAGGGCCUCGACGACGACGGCACGGGCACGCUCCGCGCGCAUACAGCCAACCUCGCCGUCUAUAAUCUCAACGUCGACAACUCGUUCGGGCAGGGCUCGCAGGCGAUUGCGCUAUCGGCCUACUCGGGCGGCAAGCAGGCCUACUACGGCUGCCAGUUCACAGGCUUCCAGGACACGGUCAUGGCGCAGGACGGAGUGCAGUACUACGCCAACUCGCUAAUCGAGGGCGCGACCGACUUCAUCUUCGGCCAGCACGCCGCCGCGUGGUUCGAGAACGUCGACAUCCGCGUCGCCGAGGCCAGCGUCGGCUACAUCACGGCUAACGGCCGCACCUCCGAGUUGGAUAACUCGUACUACGUCAUCAACAACAGCGACGUCGCCACCGCCGAUGGCGCCUCCGUCAAGGAGGGCGCCUACUACCUCGGCCGCCCCUGGCAGCAGUACGCCCGCGUCGUGUUCCAGAAUACUGCGCUCAGCGACGUCAUCAACUCCGAGGGCUGGCACACGUGGAACACCAAUGACGACCGCACCGACAACGUCGAGUUCGCUGAGUUUAAGAACACUGGCAAGGGUGCGAGCACCUCUGGCCGCAAGUUCGCUAAGCAGCUGACCGCCGCCGUGUCCAUGGAGACAGUUCUGGGCGAUGACUACACCAGCUGGGUCGACAAGAACUUCUUGUAA